AUGAGCGACAUACCGGUUCCAGGAUCCAAGCGAAGACGCUUGAGGGGCUCCUGUAACUUCUGCAAGCAACGAAAAAGUGGGUCUCCCGUUCUCUUGAUCGACUUCCCACUGACAAAGCGCCAAAGCGAUAGCUCCCAGAUGCCCGGAAAUCGAUGCUCCAACUGCAUAUCUUUCAAUUUAGAGUGUACACACGACUCGUCAAAGGCAGGACCCUCCAAGAAAGAAAGUCCUGCAGACAGUCCCACAAGCCAGCCCCCCUCCUCCGAAGCGUCCACCCCGAGUUCUAGCAAGACUGCCCAAGAACACGUCGCAGCAAUUGUGGUCCAAGCAACAAGUUACAUUAAAGACGAUGAUGUUCGCCGCGUCCUUCUCGACGUUGCGCGCUAUGCCAGGGGUUUGGAAAACCAGCUUUCAGACCGUAGAAGCAGUUCUCCUUCAUCCCAAAGUCACAGAAGUAGUCCACCAAGCCAUGCUAGCUCUCCACCACAGCUUCACAUCAAGGAGGAAACGGACGAGCUCUAUGUAGAUGGACUCCUUUCAGAGCGUUUCGACCGCUUCCGACUCGACUCCGACGCUACUCGCUAUUAUGGGAAGUCGAGCCAUUUCGAGCUUAUUAACACCGCCAUCGACAUUCGGGAGAAUCUGGUGGAGCCGGCGACCACGGCUGCCCCGAAGAAGCGUGAAGAGUUUUGGCUCAGUCCUUGGGAGCACGAACAUUUGCUUCAAGAAGACCCUCCCAAGACCCAUCAUUUCCCGGAACCCGACUUGCUCGAAAGUCUCGUCAGAAUCUUCUUCACCCGCGUCAAUGUCAUCAUCACCCUCCUCCAUAGACCGACCUUCGAGCGCCUUCUCGCUGCCGGUCUUCAUUUCACUGAUCACCACUUUGGCGAGACCGUUCUCGGCGUCUGCGCUGUCGCCUCCAAAUUCUCUGAUGAUCCUCGAGUCAUUCUUCCCGGAACGAAUACACGACUGAGUUCUGGAUGGCAAUACUACAAGCAGAUUAAGCCCUAUCAAAAGUCCUCCCUCCAUUCCAUCUCUUUACACCAAGCGCAAACGCUUUGCUUAUGCGUUAUUUACAUCCAAGGCGGUUCGACACCGGAUAUGUGCUGGGGUCUCGGUGGCGCCGGCAUAAGGUAUGCCCAAGAGGUUGGGGUUCAUCGCAAAGGCCGAUACGAGAACGACCCCGUAUUGGCUGAACAAUGGAAACGAGUGUUUUGGAUGCUGCUUUGCAUUGAUACUCUUGUCAGCUCGUUUGUUGGACGUCCGCGGGCGACUCGGUCUUACGACUAUGACCUGGACUAUCCUGCUGAUUGUGACGACGAAUAUUGGGAAACCGACGACCCUGAAUUAGCGUUCAAGCAACCAGCAGGGCGGCCAUCAAGUUCAUCCUACAUGGUCGCGUAUCUGAAGUUGAUGGAAAUUCUGGGUAUGGCGCAAGAAACUAUCUAUCUGGUCAACCUGAAGGACAAAAGCAAAGAAUGGGUGCAAGAUGCUGUUGCCAGCGUUGACUCGGCUCUGAACGAUUGGGCUGACAAGAUCCCCGACCACCUUCGGUGGGACCCGAAUAACGAAGACCCAGUGUUUGCUACCCAAAGCGCUGUUCUCUACGCUGCCUACUAUCAUGUCCAGAUCCAAGUCCACCGUAUCUUCAUUAUAGCCCCAGGAGCAAAUUGCGCCGAUCCUGAAUGGCGCGAGUCGCAAAUCACCAACUCUUUGGCAUACAACUAUCCUUCCCUGGCGAUCUGCGCCAGCUCAGCUCGAGCGUGUAGUCACGUCAUGGACGUCGCUUCCCGCAGGGGUUUACUGUGUAACCCGCAUGUAUUGAAUGCUGUUUUCGAUGCCGGCAUCAUCCUCCUUCUCAACGUCUGGGGUGGGAGGAAAGUUGGCCUAAACGUGGACCCGAAGAAGUGCCUGCAGGACAUCGACAUCUGCUUACGGGUUUUCAGGGUUUAUGAGACAAGAUGGCAGGUAGCUGGCCGACAACAUGACAUCAUCAACGAGCUCAUGAGUGCCGCCAAUAUGGAUGUCUAUGCCUACGCCCCCAAUCCUCUCAAGCGCAUCCGCGAUGUGGACGUGGACGGUGAACGACAACACGAAGUCAGCAACUCCAACUCGCCAGCUAGCAGCGCUGCAGACAGCAUCACCACCCCCAACGAAGUCCACAUGACCCUUCCGGGACACCCGAUACACUACAACACCGAAUACUCGUCUGAUCAAGAGGCACCCCAAUUCGGCGACUUCUCGUUACCCGUGUCCAGCCACGAUCUUGGUCGUAUGCCGCUGUACGAGCCGUUCCAAGUGGAUUGGGAUGUCACGGUGACGGAGAACCUGUGGGGGAAGCAACAACAGACGAAUGCGUAUGACAUGGGCGUGCAGCAGCAGCAGCAACAACAACAAAUGUGGUCUCCACCGACAUAUAUGGAGCAGCCUCAACACCACAUGCAGCACAUGCCCCAACACCAACACCAACACCAUCGCGACAGUAGCCUGCUUAGUAAUCCGGGCCUUCCGGCGGAGGGACUAGAACUAUUGCACGGCGCUCCGACUGCCGGCUACGAUUGGGACCAGUGGGGGAAAUACAUCUCCAGCAUCGAGGAGUUCAUGACCACGCUAGACGGACCCCCGAACCCUCCGUUGCCCAAUCACUAUUCCCACCCUAGCUAUUCGAAUGCUAAUUACGCUGUCGCUGGUUGA
Mycena indigotica is the source of this 2694-nucleotide messenger RNA. RefSeq names its product Fungal-trans domain-containing protein. Gene Ontology annotation, biological process: DNA-templated transcription; regulation of DNA-templated transcription. Lineage: Eukaryota; Fungi; Basidiomycota; Agaricomycetes; Agaricales; Mycenaceae. The coding region runs from base 1 to 2694 and encodes 897 amino acids. Gene Ontology annotation, molecular function: DNA-binding transcription factor activity, RNA polymerase II-specific; zinc ion binding; DNA binding. The transcript has 18 exons. The record is from RefSeq and is a predicted model, not a curated record.